AUGACUCAGUGCCCGCUGUCGUGCCAGAUGACUCGUUGCCCGCUGUCGAGCUUGAUGACUCAUUGCCCGCUGUCGUGCCAGAUGACUCAUUGCCCGCUGUCGUGCCAGAUGACUCAUUGCCCGCUGUCGUGCCAGAUGACUCAUUGCCCGCUGUCGUGCCAGAUGACUCGGUGCCCGCUGUCGAGCUUGGUGACUCAUUGCCCGCUGUUCUGCCAGAUGACUCGUUGCCCGCUAUUCUGCCAGAUGACUCUUUGCCCGCUGUCGUCGCAGAUGACUCGUUGCCCGCUGUCGUGCCAGAUG
Messenger RNA from Staurois parvus, 300 nucleotides. NCBI's taxonomy places the organism in Eukaryota, Metazoa, Chordata, Amphibia, Anura, Ranidae. The record is from the annotation of a GenBank genome assembly.